CCAUAUGUAGAUUUGGCCUUUACCCGAUAGCUUCAAAAGCCGAAUCCGAUGCCCGAGGAGCCACCGCACUCUGGCGGCCCCGCCGGCGACGGCGGUACCGGGCUAGUCAUGGCGAACAACGAGACCGUCCGAUCCUUUCUCCUGUCCGCUGCGGAGGACCGGCAGCACCUCACCGACGAGCUACGGGAACUGGCUUCGUCUCUCUCCUCCCGGAGCUCGGUCCCUUAUAGAUCCCUCAGGAGCAUCUGGUCCGCCCUCCCCCCGGACGGCCGUCCCGCCCUCCGCCGUCUCUUCGCCGGCGUUGAAUUCGUCUUCUCCCGACCCAAACGCCGGGAAAAGAGCGAGGAGUUGAAGGCGAGACUGAGAAAGCUUGCGGAACUGGCAGAGAGGAGAGAGUACGAGGAGCUUGUGAAGGACAUCGCGCCGAAGAAGAAGACCGUGGAGCCCUUCUCUUCUUACAAAGAUCAAAUAGGUUUUGGUCUGCAUGUUGUGCUGAUAAUGUUUACGGGGUAUUUGGUUGGAUUUGCUGCUUUCAGAGCCCUGUUCAAUCAUAGUUCUGUGAUGAAUACUGCUGGAGGCAUCUUUGGAUUGGUCUGUGGUAUGCUACUUGAAACAGUUCUCUUUAUAAUUAGAACUUCAAAUCAAGAAAUGGUCUCUUCCAGGUCAGCAUCUAAUCUGAAAAAACAUCUGUAGUCCUGUGGUUGCACUGAAACGGGGAAUCUGGUGGCUGUUCUUGUUUUCUUACAUACGCUUGUCAAAUUGUUAGAUUGUUUUCUUGUAUAUUUUAAGGAGAGAUCCUCAAACCGUUGUUUUUGAUGUCUGCUGUAGUUGAGAAUUACAUAAUGUAUGAUACAAAAAGAAAACCUUUUCAACCAAAAAAUAUCAAGCUCCAGCAGUUCUUUGAUUAUCAUAAGUUGAA
Molecule: messenger RNA, 919 nt
Organism: Phoenix dactylifera (date palm)
Lineage: Eukaryota; Viridiplantae; Streptophyta; Magnoliopsida; Arecales; Arecaceae
Product: ER-based factor for assembly of V-ATPase
Biological process (GO): vacuolar proton-transporting V-type ATPase complex assembly
Cellular component (GO): endomembrane system
Source: RefSeq, a predicted model, not a curated record